Molecule: messenger RNA, 348 nt
Organism: Mitosporidium daphniae
Lineage: Eukaryota; Fungi; Microsporidia
Exons: 1
Coding region: 1-348 (115 amino acids)
Source: RefSeq, a predicted model, not a curated record
AUGAACAAGAACAAGAUUGAAAUUGCUGCUCCGGACGCAAGCAGGGUGCAACAUAUCAAGAUGAAUUUUGGCGGACAUUCAAGUGCAGCGACAAAUUGCUCUUCAUAUGUAUCUGCAACUACUGGCACGAUAUCUGCAUUGACGACACUAGAGUUGCUAUCAACAGGAGGGAUCGAUCCGAUGCAUGCUUCUCGCCAUGAAAUAAGCGUGCUUCGGUCGCAUGUCAAGAAAAUUAAAAUAAAAACAAGCAGCGCAGCUAAAAGUAGGAAUAUUUCUAUGGAAACUCGAGGUCGGCGCCGUAGCCCUGACCAUAGGUCAAAGUCUGCCAUAAUAAAAGAACAAAUGUAA